Messenger RNA from Drosophila ananassae, 1577 nucleotides. It is a transcript of the gene Gr93c, whose product is annotated as putative gustatory receptor 93c. NCBI's taxonomy places the organism in Eukaryota, Metazoa, Arthropoda, Insecta, Diptera, Drosophilidae. The transcript has 2 exons. The coding region runs from base 346 to 1545 and encodes 399 amino acids. Gene Ontology annotation, cellular component: membrane. Gene Ontology annotation, biological process: sensory perception of taste. The record is from RefSeq and is a predicted model, not a curated record.
GUUUAUAUUUUCUUUGAAUUUCCUUAGCUGGAUACGUUUUACACUUACCUGAAUAUUAACAAGUUCCGAGUUUGCAUUCUGGGCCUCUUUGAUGUCUCGAAUAGGCUUUUCGUUUUGGGCUUGUCGGCCAUUAUCAGCUGGCUGGUAUUUGUUACACAAUAUGGUCUUCGAUUGGGACACUCUUGGAAGAAUUAAAAGGCUAAAAUCUCACAAAUAUCCUUUAAGAAACAAUCAAACAAAAUAAACAACCUAACCAAGUAAAUAAACAAUCCAAGUAAAUAAAUAAAUAAACAAGUGCUGAAUCAAAUUUACUUUUUCAUUGCGAGCUCUAGCCAGACCUCAGUCAUGAUUCAAAUCCUGAGAAAGGUGCGCCUUCCGCUUGUAUCGGCCGGUGUCCUGCGUUUCUGUUACUACUAUGGCAGGGUUCUGGGUGUCAUUUCCUUUGGAAUUGAAAGGAGAGUGUCGGAUGGAUCCUUGGUGGGCCGCAAACAGCACCGCUUCAAGUGGUAUUGCCUGAGCCUGCGAAUACUGUGCAUCCUACUGGUCUGCUUGUUUUGUAUGCCUUACGUAUUCGAAAUCGAGGACCCUUAUGAAUUCACCAUACAAUGCAUUCGAUUGACGUCCAGCUUUUUGUGUUCUAUUUGCAUCUUGGUCCUUCAAACGGUCUACGAGCAUGAGCUCCUUCGGAUGAUGAAUGGCUUGCUGCGACUUUUCCGACGCGUUCGGCGCUUGUGGUCCCAGAAAAAGUUCGGACUUGGGGGCAAGCGAGAGUUCUUCCUAUUGUUCUUCAAAUCGGUGUGCUUGGUCUAUGAAUUGAAGUGUCAAGUUGUCCAGUUGUGCAGUCCCCCCGACUGGCUGCCUACCGCAACCAUACUGGGAGAGAUUUUAGUCGAGAUUGGCUCCUUGAUGAUCAUACACAUUGGCUUUCUGGGCUACAUGAGCAUAGCUGCCCUCUAUUCCGAGGUGAAUAGCUUUGUGCGGUCGGAGCUGCGGCGCCAUCUAAGGUCCCUAGAGCGUCCUGGAGGAGGAUUUGUCACCCGUCGUCACCUCAGGAUCGUGGGCAAUCGGCUGGAUGAGUGUAUCGAGGUCUAUAAUGAAAUCGAGAGAGUGGGCAAAUCCUUUCAUCGCCUUUUCGAGCUCCCCGUCUGCAUGAUCCUGAUGUUCAAAAUAUUUGCCACCGCCGUACUCUCCUUUGAAGUGAUCAUAGAGGACGACUCCUAUCCCAGCAAGGCCGGCAUAUGGGGUCUGGUACUAAAGAGCUUUGCGGACGUAAUACUCCUGACCUUGGCGGUUCACGAGGCGGUGGGAGCCUCGCGGGUGGUGCGCCGGCUAAGCCUGGAAAAUUGUCCCCUCAGCGAGGACAAGGACUGGAAUAUGAAGUGGGAGAUGUUCUUGAGUCGCCUCAACCACUUUGAGUUUCGGGUUAAGCCCUUGGGCCUGUUCGAGGUCUCCAACGAAGUCAUUUUGUUCUUCUUUUCCGGCAUGAUUACCUAUUUCACCUAUGUAGUGCAGUAUGGAAUGCAAACUAAUCGCUUGAAAAUGUAAAGAUGUUUGAUUUAAAAGCUUAAAUCACAUGU